Messenger RNA from Pararge aegeria (speckled wood butterfly), 6689 nucleotides. It is a transcript of the gene mop, whose product is annotated as tyrosine-protein phosphatase non-receptor type 23. Gene Ontology annotation, molecular function: protein tyrosine phosphatase activity; protein binding. The transcript has 21 exons. The coding region runs from base 122 to 6466 and encodes 2114 amino acids. Gene Ontology annotation, biological process: protein dephosphorylation; endocytic recycling; protein transport to vacuole involved in ubiquitin-dependent protein catabolic process via the multivesicular body sorting pathway. The record is from RefSeq and is a predicted model, not a curated record. NCBI's taxonomy places the organism in Eukaryota, Metazoa, Arthropoda, Insecta, Lepidoptera, Nymphalidae. Gene Ontology annotation, cellular component: endosome.
AUGACAAAGUGACAAAUACUGAAAUACCUAAUCAGCCAAACAAAAAUGCAGAAAUAUAACUAGUUUGUGAUGAAAUUAAUUUUAUCAGCAGUUGUUGAGAAUUAAAAAAUAUACACAAAACAUGGAAGCAGUACCAAAAUUGCCAUUAAUUAGUUUCGAGUUGAAAGUGUGCACGGAAAAUACGCAUUUCGGUCCAAAACUAAAACAGUAUAUCUCGGAGGCGUACAAAGAGGAUCCUGAUAGCUACAACAAUGAGAUACACCAAUUGGAAGGCCUGCGAUCGGCCGCCGUAAGACCUACUAUUGAUGCGGCAGGCCUGAGCGCUCUAGUUAGAUACUUCUGCCAACUUCGUGCGAUGCAGAGCCGGUUUCCGAUGACCAGAGGCGCACCCGCUGCGUGCACCUUUGCAUGGAAAGACCUCUAUGCCAACUUGGGUUUCUCUCAGACAGAUAUAAAAUAUGAAAUGGCAUGCGUUCUCUACAAUAUUGGGGCGUUCCACACCCAGCUAGGUGCAGCUGAGCCUCGUACUACUGCUGACAGUUUAAAAGCUGCUUGUCAGCAUUAUCAGUAUGCAGCCUGGGCCUUCCAAUUCCAUAGAGAACAAAACCCCACACCAUUGGUUGCUGACCUUUCUCCUGACAUAAUACAAUUACUUCAAGAAAUAUGUUUUGCACAAGCGCAGGAAUGUAUUCUUGACAAAAGUAUACAGGAUACAAGAAAACCUAGUGUUAUUGGUGCUGUAGCUACUCAAGUGCUCUAUUUUUACAAGAACUCCCUGGCACAUCUUGGACCUUCCGGAAGUCACAUUCAUGAUAUUGUUGGCACUAAGUCCUACAACUUCUGGCAUCGUUAUCUAUCAUUCAAAAUGUCUUAUAUUGGCUGCAUCGUUUGUUUGUAUCAAGGUAUCAAUGCAGAGGAACAACAGAAGAUGGGCGAAAGAGUUGCUUUCUACCAACAAGCUAUAGACAAACUAGCCGAAGCAAGAAAACUUGCAAAAUAUAUAGAACCAUUGCAAGUUACACAGGAAGCUCUAACUUUCACGAAUGAUGUGGUGGAAGGAAAACGGAAGGCGGCUAAGAAUGAGAAUGAGUUUAUCUAUCAUGAGGAAGUUCCAGAGAAGGAUAUGCUGUCUGAUCUUAAGCCUGUCUGUCUGGUCAGUGCUGUGGCUAUCAACUUUAAUGAUCCAGAAGUGUCCGGUGCUGAUAUCUUCGGGCGCUUGGUACCCAUGGGUGCUCACGAAGCUUCCUCUUUGUAUUCGGAGGAGAAAGCUAAAUUGCUACGACACGUGGUCGGUCAGACAGAGUCCAAAAACACCGAGUUGACCGAAUUCAUGUCUUCCCUGCAGCUGGACCAGUUGGAUGUUUUGGAAUCUGAUCAAAAGAUUCCCCAGGAGAUAGUGGACAGGUGUGCUGCGAUGAACGCUAAAGCAGACAUUAUACAGAAUCUCGUGGACUCCAUGAAUAGCCUCGCGGAAAUAAUCAGUGACGUAGAACAUUCCUUAGAAGAAAUUAAAUCGCUCAUUCAGGAGGAGACGUUGAAAGAGAAGGAUUAUCAAAAACAAAUGGGGCCACGGCCGCCAUCGAUCGUGCAGACCGAAAUAUCUCGGGAAUACCACAAGUACCAAGAAGCUCACUCAAGGACGAAUGAGAGCAACCAAGUGCUGCAUAAGGCAAUGACGUUACAUAUAACGAACUUGAGACUGCUGUCACAACCGCUGGAGGUUUUGCAGACUAAGAUACCGAGCAUCGAAAAUAUUGAAGGCCUGGAUCGCGACACAAUGAAAGAAAUGCGUCGCGUGGUAGGGAAGGCGCGUGAAAUGCAAAAGCAACGGGACUCACUGGUGCAGCAGUUACGCACUGCGCUGGCGGACGAUGACGUCACCGCACAGCUGCUUGCACGCAGCAACGAGCCAGCCGAAGACAUCUUCAAGCAGGAGAUUGAGAAGCACACGCCUACUGUGAAAAUUAUUGAGCAGAAUUUGGCUGCCCAAGAGAACAUCAUAAACAAGUUGACGUCACUCUACGCUUCGUAUGGGGAUUCUCGACGAUUGCUGUCAGAUGUAUUGAGGAAACGGGACGGCCUUAUUAACGCCUUGAUAACUUCGUACGACACGCACGCGGAAUUGCUGGGCAAGUCUCAGAAGGGUUUGGAGUUCUAUCGGAAGCUGUCGCACAAUGUCAGCGGCCUCCUGACUCGCGUGCGGAGUGUCUGUCAGGUGCAGUGCGAGGAGCGAGCCCAAGUCAUGGCCACUCAGAAGGCUCCCCAAGCAGCCCCAGUCACAUCGGCAACGACAAAACCCAUUGAGGCGGCUCCGGCAACUAUGCCUACUGGAACUGGAUUGAAAUUAAAAGAUUAUCUGCCCUACAUGAAGAGCAGGACUAUGCCCAGGAACACACCACCGCAACAAGGUCAAAUGGAGCAUUUGCCUAAUGAAGCUUACUAUCCUGAGACCAUAUAUCCAACAUCGAUAAGACCAACGCCUGUGGGAUCCGAAGCAACGGAUAUAACACAGCCCAACCUACCUGAUGGCGUAGUAUUGCCGCAAGGAAUGCAAAAUCUACCGAACCCAUACGCACGAUAUGCACAAGCGUACGCGCCAACGGAAAACGACCCGUACGCUCCUCAAGCGAACUACGCAUAUGCCAUGCACAAGUUCGGUAAACCGGAGGACAAUUAUAGUUACACUUCGUACACGCCUCCACAAUAUUCCUCCCAAAUGGCUGAUCCUCAAACUUACACCAAUCCUUACUAUUCCGCGACGCAUAAUAAUUCCACGGCUGUGACAGAUUCUCAGAACUCAACUCCUUACGCUCCCGAUAACCAAACAAAUAUCAGUCCGAAUCCUAAUAAUCACACAGUCUAUAAUAACCCGUAUAUGACAAAUCAGGCGCCAGCCACACCUGAUGCCAAUAUGGCACAACAUACUCCUGGGAGUCAAGAUUUCAAUGCAAGCUUUGCUCAAAUGCAAAUAUCUGCACCAAAGAACGAAUCUGCAUUCAACUAUGGUGGCGAAUACGGCCAAACACAAUUUAGCGUUCAGUAUCCUCAAUCGUAUACACCGAAUAUGGCAACAUAUAGCAAUGCUGGUCAAAACUCUAAUACAAACAUUGUAGGAUCGCCAAUGCCUGCAGAUAAUAAUUUUGGAUAUAAUAAUGAUCCUAUAGCACAAUAUGGACAAACUUCUAAUCCGAAUGUGUCGAAUCCAAUGGCACAGUAUGCCCAAACUUCGAUGCCAAAUUCGACGGUGCAAUACGACCAAAACUCACCAUCAAAUGUCUCAAAUCCUGCGGCACAGAAUGUACAAAAUUCGAUGCCAAAUAUGUCACACCCAAUGGCACAGUAUGCUCAAACAUCGAUGCCAAAUUCGACGGCACAAUACGACCAAAACUCAGCUUCAAAUAUCUCAUAUUCUGCGGCACAGUAUGGUCAAACUGCGAUGCCAAAUGUUUCAAAUCCAAUGGCACAGUAUGUCCAAACAUCCAUGCCAAAUUCGACGGUGCAAUACGACCAAAACUCACCAUCCAAUGUCUCAAAUUCUGCGGCACAGUAUGGCCAAAGUGCCAUGCAAAAUGUCUCUAAUCCAAUGGCACAGUAUGGACAAACUUCCGUAUCAAACGUGGCCAAUCCAACUGCACAGUAUGGCCAAACAGCUAUGGCAAAUAUCUCGAAUCCACCGGCGCAGUGUGACCAAACCACGCUUCCAAAUGUAUCGAAUCCUAUGGCACAGUAUGGCCAAAGUUCAAUGCCAAAUACUUCAAAUCCACCUUCCCAGUUUAAUCAAACUUCAGUACAAAAUGUGUCCAAUACAAUGGGACAGUAUGGGCAAACUUCGAUACAAAAUGAUCCAGCUGCGAACUCAUAUAAUCCUCAAGCUGCUAAUCAAAUGUCCAAUUUCCCAAAUAGCAUGCAGAAUUUUUCAACUCCUACUAAUCAAACUUCAAGUUUUUCAAAUCAUCAGAAUGUUUCUGGUCAAAAUCCAGUGCAAUAUUCUUCAAAUACGUCUAUUUCCGCUACACCAGACCACAAUCAGAUGCAACACCCCCCAAUGUCUUUACCGAAUGCAAUACAAAAUGUCCAAAUGCCUGGACCAAACACAUUAAACCCCACUUCAGGCAUGUCAAAUGUUAUGCCAAAUUUUUCAAAUCCUAUGCAAGUUGCACCUAAUUCUAUUCCUAAUUCAUCCAGUGUCAUUCCUAACAUUCCGGGAUACGGUGUGGACCAGCAGUAUGCCUUUACCAGUGCUUAUGAAAGUAUAUCGCAAGGAUAUGUGUAUACAAAUGCAGAAAGCACAAUAACAUCUACGGCUACUGCAAGCGUGACUGCAUUCGGCACUGGACAACCUUACUGCCUUCCGAAUGAAGCUACAGGGUACAUUGAUCCCAUUUUAUCACAAUUGGAUGCCCUUGAUAAACCUAUUAAGUCACAUGUAACUGGAGAAGCGCUAUCCACAGGCAUUCGAAGACAAAUUUAUAACCCGAUGGUUCAAAUGCCUGUGGCUCCAAUGCCUGUGGCUCAAAUGCCUGAUCAAAGUUAUCAACCAACAAGUGCGCAGUAUCCAGAUCAAUCGAACACGGGUCACGGACAUAAUUACCAAAAUCAUCCUGGAUAUACAUUCAAUGCUACUUCCGGAAAUUACGAUUAUAAUUACGGGUCACAAAACACUUACACAAAUUACGGUCAACAAAACGUUGAUACUCAAUCGAUGCCAAAAGAUCCUAAUUGGAACGCCGCGGGCGUCUAUACUAAUGCUGGACCUUGCCAAACCGUGCAAUCUCCAUCGGAGAAUCCACAAAGCAAUAACGCACCUCCGGAAGAAACGAGUAAUUCACAAAUUUAUUAUAAUCUUCCAUAUGGCUAUCUAACUGUAACAAACCAGGCAAAUGAUAUGGUGUCUCAGUCUGUUCAAGUCACUACAAAUUACGGUGCCAACAUGAAUUGUUCUACGUAUAUGCAAUCUGGGCAACUCCACGACACCAGUGUGACAUUUACUAGCAACCAAGUGCCAACUGUGAAGGAAAAUGACGCCGAUCAGUCUCCUAAGCCAACUGAGGCUGAAAUUCAUCCUACUCCCGUAGAAACUGCUCCAAAAGAAAUGCCCGAAAGUCAACCAGUUGAGACCAAAGUAGAGGAACCAAAAUCUGAACCGACAGCGUUCGAUCUUCUAUCUGGUAUCGAUUUCAAGGUUGAGCAUAAACCUUUGAUGCCCGAAAUAAAAGUGCCUCAGAUUUCGGAAAAAUCAAUCUUUAAACCUAGUGUAGUGCCCAAAUUGGAGCCCGUAGUAAAACCCAUAGUUAAAGAAGAAGUCAUAGAAAGACCUGCAAAAAGAGAUCUCUUUUCUGAUCCUAGCUUGAUGAACAGUUUUACGCAAGAGGUGAAAAAUUUACAUAGACUGACUGAGACUUUGACUAAUAAAACUCCCAGUGGGCUUACUGUUUUAGAUUCAAAAUGGAAGAGUUUCCAAGACACGCAGGCUAAAGAAAACAUGACUCGAUCUAAAAAGGUUGCAAUGCGUUCGUCCAGAAACAUAGUGACUGAAGUUGUCCCUUAUGACGACUCCCGAUUUACCUUGAAAUCAGAUCCGGACGCUUAUAUCAACGCUUCUUAUUAUAAGCAAUUAGCGUCAUGGUGCGUGCCACUAGUGAUCUCGAAAUGUCCAGAAGAGAAGGAGUACUCAAUCUUUUGGAAAGCAAUGUUGGAAAAUAAGAUAACGUGCAUUGUGUGCUUACUCAGUGAGAUAGAGUUGUCAGGAAACGCAUACUGGCCAACUGCGAAAGGACAAUCUAUUGAUUUAGCAGACGGUCUUCGGGUCACUUUGGAAGAUGUCACCUGUAAUGUACACUGGACUGAAAGAAAGUUGUCUAUAGCACUAGGCAAAAGCGUGUCUAUGGUUACUCAUUACCAGAUCAACGUAUUUCCGGCUAAGAUUGUAUGCCCUCCCUUAGUAUUACUCGCAGACAAGAUACUCAGCGUGACAUAUGAGGGUAGACUUAGCAACCAACUUUGCGGCGUGUGUAUACAGUGCGGCGCUGGCGCGGGCCGGAGCUCUGUGCUCGCACUGCUGGUGCUAGUUAUGUGUCAAGUGCGAGCCGGGUACUGGGACCUUUGUGAUAUGCUGGACGCGGGCUGUGUCAAUUUGUACAAGCACCGAACAAAUGUGCUAGAAGACACUAAGUAUCUUGCCGACGCUUACAGAACUGUCUUGUUCUACGCCCAGGGCGUUCUUUGUUCCGGUACAACAAUGUUCAACGGCGAAGCAGUGUCCGUAGCGAGCGGUGCUUCGGUCCUCCCCCCAGUGACCCCCUCCCCGGCAGGCGCGACCACCCCCGGUAGUUCCCAACCCAAUCUCAAGACGAAGUUCUCCCGGGAAUCGUUCGAGGAGAUGCGACAGGCGCCAGGCCUCAAGAGCGGAGAUAUGAAAGACCCGCUUAACUUCCUCGACCCAUUGUGGAGUUUAAAGAAGAAAUAAGUAAAUAUCUUUAAUAUAAAUUAAACUACUUAGGUACCGUCAGGAAUAUGCGUGUAAAAAACCAGUUUAAGAGCGUUUGAUAAAGCGUCCCUAAUAUUGAACAUUCGCCUGGCAUCUGUGAAACAUAAAAAAAUUGUACUUAAAGAAAAUAUAAAUGAAAGGAUAAUGUAUUAAAGGAUAAUAAAUAUGGCAUUACAAAAAAAAGGCAUAACCAAAUAAAUAG